Messenger RNA from Schistocerca nitens (vagrant locust), 5098 nucleotides. It is a transcript of the gene l(2)dtl, whose product is annotated as protein lethal(2)denticleless. Gene Ontology annotation, cellular component: nucleus. The record is from RefSeq and is a predicted model, not a curated record. The transcript is spliced from 8 exons. Gene Ontology annotation, biological process: proteasome-mediated ubiquitin-dependent protein catabolic process; mitotic G2 DNA damage checkpoint signaling. Bases 133 to 2142 code for a protein of 669 amino acids. Lineage: Eukaryota; Metazoa; Arthropoda; Insecta; Orthoptera; Acrididae. Gene Ontology annotation, molecular function: protein-macromolecule adaptor activity; protein binding.
AUAGUAUGAGGUUGGUUGCAUUUCUCGCGCGUAAGUUUCGCGCUCAUAUUGACGAAAUGUGUGGGUUGUUUGUAAACUGUUGAAUUAAUAACGGCUGUAAUUUGGUAUUGAGGUGAAAUUUACAGCUAGAAGAUGAGGAAUGUGACUCAACCCUCACUGAUUUGCCAGCGACAGACCGGUUUCAGGGCUUCUGUCGGUUAUGACUUUGCUAUUAAGCGUUUGAAGUGCUAUGAAACAGGAGACUCUAGAGGCUCUUCUGCUGUUGUACCUCCUACAUUUGCCUGCAGAUUUUGUGGUGUAACUAACUAUGAGUAUCUUCUGGCAUUGGCAGAUGAAGAUGGAAAGAUUGCUAUCCAGAACACAAGACUCAAAUCCAAGAGUAAUCUGAUGGAAGGAUCACAAGCCCACAAUAACGCAAUAUUUGACGUUGCUUGGAUGGAUGGGGAAUUCAAAUUGGUUAGUGUAUCUGGAGACCACACUGCAGUUCUCUGGGAUGUUUCCAACUCUCAGAUGAAGGAAAUUGGGAAAUUUGAGUCUCACACUCGCAGUGUUAAGACAGUAACUUUCAAGCCAAAGGACAAAGCAAUUUUUGCAACUGGAGGAAGAGAUGGAAUGAUCAUGAUAUGGGAUGCACGCACAGCCAGUGGAUCUCGUCAAUGUAAACCUGAUAAUUACAUAUCAAAUAGCCACCAUCUACCAGGUCUUGCAGCAGGUACUGCUUCAAAAUGUCGGAGGACUAAGUGUCUCCAGCCAUCACGUGCAAAUAGUGUCACAGGACUUGUAUUUCAAGACGAAAAUACAUUAAUAUCAUGUGGAGCUGGAGAUGGACAAAUAAAAAUUUGGGAUUUACGAAAGAAUUAUUCAGCAUAUAAGAGGGAUCCUUUACCAAAACUACAUUUACCGUAUGCUGGAGGAACAUCAAAAAAUGGAUUUACGGAUCUGCUGCUUGAUCCUGGCAAUGUGAGACUAUAUGCGAGUUGCAUGGAUAACACAGUUUACUGCUACAAUGUUUCUACUUAUGAGAAACAACCAGUUUCAACAUACUCUGGGCAUGAAACAGGUUCAUUUUAUGUUAGAACUUGCUUAAGUCCAGAUGGCCAAUAUCUUGUAAGUGGCUCUAGUGAUGAAAAGGCUUAUAUUUGGAAUACCAGCCAGCCUGGUAGACCAGUGACAACACUGGCUGGACACUACUUAGAAGUUACAUGCGUUGCCUGGUGUCCUGUUGGUGAUAUACAGAUUGUAACGUGCUCAGAUGAUGCGCAUGUCCGUUAUUGGGAAGUUGGUAAUGAAUACGAAGAGUACAAUGAAGUGGAGAUUCGAGGGUGGGCAGAAGACAUUGUUUCUCCAGGCCUGGUUCCAAGGCAAAAGCUUAGAGGUGUUGCAGAAAAAAUUGUGGGACCCACAUUUCACCAGGCACAAAACAUUGUGGCCGCUUUGGAAACAACACCUAGAUCCCACAAAAAAUACAUCUUCAAUCAUCAGAGAACACCAGUUGUAUCAGAUAUGCAAACACCAGAGUUGGAGGAAUGCAAGAGUUGUAACAGUGGCAAACUGGUAACACCCUGUUCAAAAUGCUUAUCUGCAAAGGAUAGAACUACAUCCGUUAGAGAGAGACAUUCAUUGAAAAGGCGCUUGGAAGAUAUGAUGGAAGAUGAGGACUCACAGGGCUCUACAAAUAAGAAGCGAUCCGUUUUAUCUCCAAUUAAAGAAAACAAUGGGGAAAUAUUGGAGAGAACACCUAGCGAUUCCAGAGGUGCAAGGAGACUUUUCAGUCCUGGAGAGAAAAGUAUUGAUAUGAAAGAAGACAACAACCCCAGCUUUUGUAAUUCACGAUCUUUGUUCUCCUCUCCAACAGACAAACUCCCCAAUUAUGUUGUGGAUGGGACAUCUCCACACCACUUUUGCAGCCGGAGUCCACUACAAAAGGAAAAUAUUGACUGGUUAACUAAAUUGCAGAAAGAUAAACCGUGUGUUCUAAAGGCAGCUGUUGUGUCAUCACAUUAUACACCCAAGAGACGUAAACGUUCUGGGUCAGGGGCUGAUGGCAGCAUACUCAAAUUUUUCCGUGUAUCAGGAAAAGCAAAUAGUGAACAGUCAAUUUUCUCUAAUGUCUCCGUGCACUCAGAUGAGUAUGAAAAGUAAAGUCUGUGUGUGUGUGUGUGUGUGUGUGUGUGUGUGUCAAGGAUGAGGAUGAACUGAAUUUAAUGCAAGAGAGAAUGGAAGUAAUUUAUAUGUACAUGUAAGUUGACUAAAGGAAUAUCUCCUGCCAGUUUGACUUAGUAAAAUGUGAUCAAUUUUAUGUAUUUAUAAAAAUAAUUUUAGUUUUGUUAGAUUAUGUUGAGUGGUAAUGCAUAGACCUAUAGAUACACAUAAUUGAUUUGAUCUGUUACACAGAUUCUGAAGGUGAUCUAUGCACUAGAGCAAUACUUAUUAUAAAAACAGAAGACAGACAGACAGAUUCAUUUCACUAACAAUAGUUAGUGGUUACCAAAGAGUUCAUCACAUCUUUGAUUAUGAAAGCUUGGAACUAGAUUUCAGGUUUUCAGACUUUUAAAUAAUUGCCUUUUACUCGCCUGCAGACUCUCCAUAUAGGAAGAAAGCAGUUUUUGUUUAAGUUGAAUGUUCUGUCAUUUCAUGUCUGCAUUCUCACAGCUGUAUGAACAUUACCAUAUGUGUACAUGUUGUGAUAUGAAAUCUAUCAUUUGGAUUUUCAAGGAAAUAGAAGAGCUGACAAUAUGUAUAUAUGUGUAUAUAUACUGAGAUUUUGUCUACAGCAAUGCAACGACUGAAAUAAAUGCUUGUUGAAGUAAAUGCAACCUGUAACACUUAAUAUUUUCACAUGUUUCAUCAUCAUUUACCAUCAGUCUGGUGUCAUGCCUUCCAAUUAUACAGCAAAGCUGCAUCUCUCAGUGUUUUUUGUACAAUAUCCAAUCCAUACACGGAGUAUUUUUGUGGACUUAGCACGUAACUCUAAGGAGUUUAGUGACUCAUUACAGAGUAAUAAUGCAAUUAUGCUUUAUUUGAUUAUUAUCCCAAUUAUCUUUGUUUCUGUGAAAAGACUUCCAUAUCAGUGAAAAAGUGUGUAAUAUGCUGUCAACAAAAUGUAUAACACAGAACUAUUGAAAAGUACUGUUUACAGAAACUGCGCCACUCUUCCAUUGAAUUCAUUGAACCGAUAUGUGUGUGUGUGGCGGGGACAGAACUGAUUCGAAUAAAUGCGAGCUUGAAGUCGAAGAGAAAUGGUAAUUGCUGUUGUGAACUGUACCAUGAUUGAAUGGAACAAGUCUGUUUCUGACCAAGAGGAACAAUACAUACCAUUGACAUUUAUGCAGACAUUUUCAGUGCAUUACAGACACAAAGAAAACUGUAGUAAAAAACCAAGUAAAGUGUAGUUGCUCUGGGACGAGUAUUCUGUAGAGACCAUUGGUACUUUAUACAAAAAAAAAUUCCUAAAUGACCUCCAAAAUUUUGUCAUAGUUUAGACCUGCACACUCCCAGAUAUUAACCAACUUCUUACAUUCCUCAUAAAUCCCAUCAUAAAAUUAAUUCAGUACAAACAUUUGAAGUAACCACGUCAUAACAGGAGACUAGAGCAGGCUGUUCUGUGGAAUUAGUAAGAAUAUGGCAAGGUGAUUGGCACACCCAGUUUAUGCCUUUUGGUCUAGGAGUCAGUGAGCAUUGGAAAAUUUAUGGCAGAGGGAUAGUCUUUCGUGCACUCAACAACUCUAAAUACUUUAUUGGUAAAAUAAUUCUUAACACCAUAACUGUGUGUGGCAUAAGUGACAUAAAUGAGAGUUGUAUAGUUGAGUAGUUUGUGCUUAUAUCACAAUGUCAAAUGCAAGUCACAGCAUCAUGUAUUUUUUUAUGCAAUUCUAGAUAACACUGACAAUCGAAGGCUGCCUGAGCAUGGGUGAAUUAGUGUAUUAAUUAUGGUUACACACGGCAUCUCAAAAGAAAGUUUAUAUUUGAUGUGUCAAAAUAAAAUGGAUGUUGACGUCCAUCGUCAAAAUCCUUAUUUGUUAUUGAAAUAUACAGUUUAGGAAUUUACUUCUUCUUCACUUAAGCAAACUCCAGCAUGCCUACGGUACUCAUUUAAAUGAUGAAAAAAACUUUGCACAACGGCUCAACAUGUAGACACCAGAAUUGUUGUCACUUCACUACAGAUGUUUCCUGUCAAUUGCUCCGGAGAAGUUGGAAUACUGACAUAAAUGUUAGAUUUAACAUAUCCCCAUGGGGUUGGGGGAAAUCAAUGGGCUCAAAUCUGGACUGCUUCAGGGUCAAUUUAUGUUACCCCUCCUGAAAAUCAAUUUGCCAAGGAUAAUUUCAAGAACUCGCAUUAGACAUGUGUGCUGAGUCUCCAUCUUUGCUGAAACCAUGUUCUUUGGUUAUAAGCAGGAAAGUUAUGCAAUUCAGGCAGCAGAAAUUCAGCUAAUAUCGUCAAACAAUGUUCCAAAUUCAUGUAACUGCACAUCUGCUCUCGUCUUGUUACUUUUGGCCAAUGAAGGGGUUUCUCUUGCUUAUGAGUAGGAUUCAUUGCACUCCAUUAGCGUUAAAUGAAGGGCACUCGGUCACAUAACGAACUGCAGCCUAUGUCUGGCAUCCUGGGGCUUUAAUUCUUGCUCAGUUGGAUAUUGUAAGGAUGCAGUUUAAGGUAUUUUUGCAGAAUUUGGGGCAGUGGUGUUCUCUACACUUUUAAAGAAUUUGGACACUUAACGGAUGAAGAGGUUAGGAUCAUCACGAACAGACUAAUUUACACUCCCCACAGAUUCACUUGUUCUUAAUGACCUUGGUCGCCCGGGUGGUCCGCUCCUGAGAAGCACUCCAUAAGGACUGGAUUCCUAAAGGCCAAGAAAGCAAUGAAUGUACCCACCACUCUCCACAGAUUUGGUGCACAUGCACAGAGAGCUCUUAAAAUAUAAACUUUCCUUGAGACACCUGAUAUUUUCAGUCAUGGCUACCAUCCGUUAGAUAUUUACAUCUUUAUUUACCAGUUUCAAUCCUUUAUAUUGAUAAUGUUGAGACUAUUGGCAAGCAAGGGAAAUUUAUUUCAGCUAUUAUGAGCAAAAUCUCUGAUUAAUUAACAAAAAAUCUCUGAUUA